AUGCGCAACUUUAUUUUCACCAAAGCUCAAUUACUCUCCUUACGCAGCCUUGGGUCCUCCUUCAUUAACUUUCGUAUCUUCCCCAAACUUUCCUUUAGAACCCUUCAACAGCCUCGCCAUCAUGGCGGCCUCCAAGUUUUAGAUCCCAUUGUCCAACAACAAGCUCUCCAAUGGCGCUGGAUUUGCCCCCUCAUUUUAGCCGCCUGUCAUUCACCACUAUUACCGACAUACACCACCCCAAGCAUUCCACUCCUCCAGUACUCCCUGCAAUGGUAUUUCCACUCUACCGCUUUCUCUGAUUACUUUUACUACUUACUCUUUCCUGCUGCUCGACAAACCAUCUGGUUCCAACAUCGACCCAGUCCACACCAAGCUUUCCUUAACAUACUCACCAAUGUCAUUACCACCAUGGAUCGAAUACCUCGUUCCUUCACAACCUGUCACUUAGAUUUUCAUACAGGUUUAUCAUUACCUUUCCUUGAAAUUAUCUUACAUACCCUCCCUUCUACUCACCCCCAUUUCUCUUCUUUCACAGCUCCAGAUCAACUGUUUGACCGACAUCACGCCGUCCAGAAACUGCUCGCAAUAGAUGUGUUUACCUUUGACUUCGACUUACAAGUGAUCCGUCUUAGAAACUGGACCUUCCUUGAGUUUUGCCAUUAUCCAAGAAUAUCUCAUCGAGUUGCCCGUUGGAUUGAGGAAGGCCAAAUCUACCUCCAACCAUUCUUUCUCGCUCUCUGCCGUCAGGCCCCUCGCCAUUCAUUUACCAGUGCCUCCUUUGGUGCUAACCCUCACAACAUCCGCCCACUCAUUCGCCGUCUUAUCAAACCUAUAACACCACUACCUCCAACAGUGCCACUCAACAGUAUUCAAUACUACAAACACUUGGUUUCCACUGAAAUGCCCACCAUCAACACCUCACCUCUUUCCCCAUCCCAAUGGCGCCUCUUUUGGAAACUACCUAUUCUCCUUCAAUCCCGAACUGUAUGGUAUAGACUUAUCCAUCGAAAAAUUCCCUCCAAAUCGACCCUCCACCACUUCAUCCCCACAACUCACCCUUCACCUUCGUGUCCUCUCUGUUUGACCCAGAGCCCGGAGGAUAUCCAACAUUUCUUCUUUACUUGUCCUCUCAAACUCGCUGUAUGGCGGUUCCUUGCCACUACAUACCUAUCCCACACACCGAUGACCGACGACGUCCUUCUCCCAUUCCUCCACGGCAUUCAAACUCUAUCCAUAGCUGAACCCACUCGCUCUGCCUCCUUACCUUUUCCAGAGCUUACCGUUUACCAAGUUUUCGCUACCAGUCUACUCUGUAUAUGGCAAGCCCACUGGCGCUCCAUCUUCGACCAUGUCCCUUUUGUCACCCUCAACGUUAACACAUCUAUUGCCCGUUCUCUGUCCCGCUUGGAAUCGGAAUUACAGUUUGAUUUGUAA
Mucor velutinosus is the source of this 1434-nucleotide messenger RNA. RefSeq lists its product as uncharacterized. NCBI's taxonomy places the organism in Eukaryota, Fungi, Mucoromycota, Mucoromycetes, Mucorales, Mucoraceae. The coding region runs from base 1 to 1434 and encodes 477 amino acids. The transcript has a single exon. The record is from RefSeq and is a predicted model, not a curated record.